Molecule: messenger RNA, 442 nt
Organism: Staurois parvus
Lineage: Eukaryota; Metazoa; Chordata; Amphibia; Anura; Ranidae
Source: the annotation of a GenBank genome assembly
GCUGCUAUUACUGCAUAUCAUUGGGUGACACCAGAUAGGUCAUGUGAUCAUGGCAUACUGGUACCCAUGGUGGAAGUGUCAGUGUGUCAUUGUUCUGGGACCCCCAAGUGUCAGUGUGUCAUUGUUCUGGGACCCCAAGUGUCAGGGUGUCAUUGUUCUGAGACCCCCAAGUGUCAGUGUGUCAUUGUCUUGAGACCCCCAAAUGUCGAUGUGUCAUUGUUCUGGGACCCCCAAGUGUCAGUGUGUCAUUGUUCUGGGGACCCCCAAGUGUCAGUGUUUUAUUGUUUUGGGACCCCCAAGUGUCAGUGUGUCAUUAUUCAGGACCCCCAAGUGUCAGGGUGUCAUUGUUGUGGGACCCCCAAAUGUCAGUGUGUCAUUGUCCUGAGACCCCCAAGUGUCAGUGUGUCAUUGUCCUGAGACCCCAAGUGUCAGGGUGUCAUUG